AAGAGUUAUGACUUCAAACAAUGGGCGCAGCACAAGUGAGAGCUUCAAAGCUCAAGCACUUGUUUAUAGGCAUAUGUUUAGCAUCCUAGACUCCAUGUGUCUCAAGUGGAUCAUUGACUCUCGCAUACCAAACAUAAUUCACGACCAUGGAAAACCCAUUACUCUUUUAGAAUUGGUCUCCAUUCUCAAAAUUCCAUCAACUAAAGUUGAUCGCAUUGAUGUUUUCAUGCGCUACAUGACGUAUAUUGGAUACUUUGAUAUAACAAAGGUUAGAAUUCAUGGCGACAAUGAUGGCAAUAAUCAAGAAGAAGAAAAAGAAGCAUUUGCUCUCACAGCAGCAUCUGAACUCUUGGUCAAAGGCACUGAAAACCCUUGUAUAUCUCCAAUGGUGGAGUUUGUAUUAGAUCCAGUUCAUUCAGAUUUUUUCAAUUAUCUGAGCAAGUGGUUUUCAGACGAAAAUCGCCGUCUAUACGAAAUUACUUCGGGGACACCUUGGUGGGAGUUGCUUGACAAGAAUCCAAGACUCUUGGGCUUGUUCAAUGACGCUAUGGCCGGUGAUUCUCAGAUGAUAAAACUGGCACUAAAGGAUCACAACAUGGCCUUUGAGGGGUUGGAAACAAUUGUGGAUGUUGGUGGUGGAACUGGAACCACCGCUCAAAUUUUCAGUGAGAAAUUUCCAGAACUCAAAUACAUAGUAUUUGAUCUUCCACAGGUUGUGAAAAAUUUGAAGGGAUGCAAUAAUUUGAACUUUGUUGGUGGAGACAUGUUUGAAUCCAUUCCUAAGGCUGAUGCAAUUCUACUUAAGUCAGUCUUACAUAAUUGGAGUGAUGACAAUUGCAUAAAAAUAUUGAGAAACUGUAAAGAUGCUGUUAAAGUUUUAAGCAAAGAUAGAAAAGGUAAAAUAAUAAUUUUAGAAACCGUGAUAAACGAAAAACAAGAUGAACCUGAAAUUACUCGACUCAAAUUUCUUAUGAAUAUAAAUAUGCAAAUUAUGCACGGAAAAGAGAGAAGCGAAGAAGAAUGGAAAAAUAUCUUUCAUGAAGCUGGCCUCUAUGAUUAUAAGAUAUUUUCAUUUACUGGAUAUUUAUCAUUAAUAGAAGUCUAUCCUUAAAAAUGACUUUGUAAUAGUUUAUGACUCUAUGAAUAAAAAUAAAUAUUAUGUAAAAGAAUAAAAUACACAUUUUAUGUAAUCGUGUGUAUUGGUGUUUAGAUAGUACUUUUUAUAAAUAAAAUGUUGUAAUACCAUGGUAAUAAGACUGUGAAUUUAGUGUUGAUGUAUGUUAUGAAUUAAUAAAUGUUUCCUUUUCUAAAUUAA
This is a messenger RNA of Arachis duranensis, 1315 nucleotides long. RefSeq names its product isoflavone 7-O-methyltransferase. The record is from RefSeq and is a predicted model, not a curated record. Lineage: Eukaryota; Viridiplantae; Streptophyta; Magnoliopsida; Fabales; Fabaceae. The transcript is spliced from 3 exons. Gene Ontology annotation, biological process: methylation. Gene Ontology annotation, molecular function: O-methyltransferase activity; S-adenosylmethionine-dependent methyltransferase activity; protein dimerization activity. The coding region runs from base 8 to 1111 and encodes 367 amino acids.